AUGGAAAGAAUUUGUCUGUGUCACUCUCACAAUGGUAUUAUUCCCUUUAUCUCUUCCAGUUGUGGUUCUCCAAUUAGGUCAAUCAGACCCUAUUCUUCAUGUCAUACUAAUAAAUCCACUUUAGAUGCUGCUUUCACUCUCUUCCAUCAAAUGCUUAUAAUGAAGCCUCUUCCUUCUCUUAAAUUGGGUAUCCUUGUUAAUGGAUACAUUUUGAGUAGUGUGAUUAACAGUUAUUGUCUAAUGCAUCAUGCUGAUUGUGGGUUUUCGGUGUUACCCAUUUACUUGAAGAAUGGCAUUCCAUUUAAUAUUGUCACUUUUACCAUUCUAAUAAGAGGGACAUCUCAACAAACUUUUAGUUUGCUCCGGUUAAUGGAACAAGGGAACACUAAGCCACAGCAUAUGCAUCUUAACAUCGUCAUAGAUGCCCGCUUGCAGGUGAACUUGAAUCCGCAUAUCAACUCUUUGAACGAAAUGAAGCAGAAAGGCAUUCCUCCGGACAUAGUCAUAUAUAAUUCAAUAAUUAAUGGUCUGUGUAAGUUUGGUCAGUGCGAAAAGGUCAAGACUUUGUUCUCUGAGAUGGAGAACCUUAAUAUUUAUCCGAAUGUGGGCACUUUCCCAUGUGAUAGAUGGACAUGCAAAGAAGGGAAAGUUGAAGAUGCCGAGAAGUUAAUAAAACACAUGAUCGAUAAAGAUGUAGAGCCUGAUUUAAUCACCUACAAUGUGAUAAUGGAUGGAUAUUAUUUGCAUGAUCAACUGGAUAGAGCGAGGAGAGUGUUUGAUUUUAUGAUAGAUUAG
This is a messenger RNA of Lycium ferocissimum, 795 nucleotides long. Its product is annotated as pentatricopeptide repeat-containing protein At1g63130, mitochondrial-like. The transcript is spliced from 3 exons. The record is from RefSeq and is a predicted model, not a curated record. Bases 1 to 795 code for a protein of 264 amino acids. NCBI's taxonomy places the organism in Eukaryota, Viridiplantae, Streptophyta, Magnoliopsida, Solanales, Solanaceae. Gene Ontology annotation, molecular function: protein binding.